AUGACCUCGAACGUGCCAUCGCAGCGAGCGCAGCGGGGUAUGAGAAGAUACCAGGGAACGAUGCUCUCAGCCAAGGACAAACGUGGUAAUAGGAUUGAAAAUCAAUGGAAAAGAGCCUUCAGUGAUGCUGGUAACGAUGGUCAGGCUCAGAAUCCUGGAGAGGACGAUAUCUGUCUCAUUUGCGCUGAAGAGUUAGAGUUCGCAGCCAUAUCACCAUGCAAUCAUUACACUUGCCACAAAUGUACGUUUCGACAGAGAUCUUUAUAUGGGAAAAGGACUUGUUUGGUGUGCAGGUCGGAAGUGCCCCGGGCAAUUUUCACUCAAGGGAAAGAGCGUACUUAUGACAGUUUUGAGGAAACUCAACUCAAUGACAAAAACGAAGAAUACGGCGUAGUUUUUACGUCUCCAGAGGUAAAGACCGCGGUUCUUGGACUUUUAAAGUACUCGUGUCCGUUCAAUGACGCCGAUGGUACUGAUUUCGGAAGUUAUAAGAAUUACAACCACCAUCUCAAAACUGCUCACAACAAAACGAUUUGUUCAAUCUGUGCUCAGUAUAAGAAAGCGUUCCCCUGUGAACUCAAGAUUUUUACUCCUAAUCUGUUGCGCGUGCAUCAAUCGAGAGGCGAUACACAGGGGUUUUGGGGCCACCCAAUGUGCCGAUUCUGCUCUGGUCAGCGGUUUUAUUCCGAGGAUGAACUCAGGGUACAUCUGAGGGACCGUCAUGAAAGAUGUCACAUAUGCGAUCAGAUCGAUUCCACAAAUCCACAGUAUUUCAAAAACUAUGAUCAGCUUUUCGAGCACUUCAAAGAUGCCCAUUACAUUUGUACUGUGCAAAGCUGUUUGGAUAGCAAGUUUGUAGUUUUCCGCGACGAACUGGAUCUACAGGCGCACAUCUUGAAGGAACAUGGUAGUCUUACGGGAAGCAAACGGACUGCUACUCUGGCGAACGGUAGAAGGUAUCAAUCUCAACUGUCUACUUUUGAACCUCCUUCUUCCAUCAACUCUUCCGCAACCAGAGCGGAGGUUAGCACCGAAUCGACCAGCUCUCAAGAGACGAAGAAGCUGCGCAUGGAAGAAAGAGCGCGCCACUAUUUGAAUUACUCGCAUUCUAAGUUCGAAACGUUUCUAUCCAUAAAUGACCAAUUUUGCAAGAGAAAUAUCACAGCUUAUGACGUUCUUACAUCCUAUGAGGCUCUAUUCACAUCUCCGGAAGCUGAUAUAAUGCUAAUAAUUUAUGAUUUUUCAGAGAUGUUCAACGAGAAAUCUGCGAACUAUAAAGAAUUACGUGAAGUUUAUGAGUCUGAGAAAAAGAAGAGAGAUAGGAUUACGAACUUCCCGUCUUUAACCAGUUCUGCUUCUCUGAUGGGUGCCAAUGUCAUUUCUGGCUCCUGGGGAACUCAAACAGGCCCAACUAAAAUUGCAAAUAAAAUGAAUUUUCCCAGUUUGAAAAAGCCUUCAGCAUCGCCGCCUCCCCUUCGCGCGGAAAACAUUACAAAUAAGCCUGCAGCGGUAAAAAGCAAGCUCCCAGCAGUCAGAACGAGCACGCCUUCUUUGUCUGAUCGCUCGCGCACGGGAGGCUGGGAUGCACGACAGGGAUCGACGUCCCGUCCGAACAUAGCAACGUCCUUGUCAGGCACAUCAAUAACCAAAGAUAAAUUUCCACCUCUUCCUAAACCCGACACAAAAAAAUUCCGGGCUCCACCUCUUCAUCAGCCAAACAUUCCGGACCCCUCGCGAUGGGGCAAGACAACAUCGGUGGGAGUAGGAAGUGGCCCUGUGAGCCCUUCUCCGUCAUCGUCCUCCGAUAGUUUGGCAAGUAACGGCAAGAAGAAGAACAAACAGAAACAAUUGUUAUUCCAUAUCGGCAUUUAG
Lachancea mirantina is the source of this 1872-nucleotide messenger RNA. NCBI's taxonomy places the organism in Eukaryota, Fungi, Ascomycota, Saccharomycetes, Saccharomycetales, Saccharomycetaceae. The record is from the annotation of a GenBank genome assembly.